CAGGACGUGGAUAUCCAGGUGAAGGAUGACCCCCGGCAGACCCCCCUGGGGUCGGUGUCCGUGCCCCUGUCCCGCCUGCUCCAGGCUCCAGACCUGACCCUGGACGAGCCGUUCCUGCUGCAGCGCUCGGGGCCCCGGAGCCGCCUGUUCAUGAAGCUGGUCCUGCGGGUGCUUUUCCUGGACGCCCCCGAGAGCGGCGAGUCCCCCCCUUCUGCCCCCCCGGGGCAGCCACAGCCCCCGGGCAGCACCGAGAGACCCCCCCGGCCCAGCCAGGCCAGCCCGGACCCCCGGUUUGGCACCGAGCACGUGCUGCGGAUCCACCUCCUGGAGGCCGAGAACCUCAUCGCCAAGGACAACUUCCUCAAGGGGAUGGUGCGGGGCCGCUCCGACCCCUACGCCAAGGUCCGGGUGGCCGGGAGGGUUUUCCGGAGCCGAGUGAUCAAGGAGGACCUGAACCCCCGCUGGAACGAGGUCUAUGAGGUGAUCGUGGACAACGUCCCGGGGCAGGACGUGGAGUUCGACCUCUUCGACAAGGACGUGGACAAGGACGAUUUCCUGGGCCGGUGGGUGCUGGGGGGGG
Molecule: messenger RNA, 580 nt
Organism: Neopelma chrysocephalum (saffron-crested tyrant-manakin)
Lineage: Eukaryota; Metazoa; Chordata; Aves; Passeriformes; Pipridae
Product: extended synaptotagmin-1-like
Exons: 5
Source: RefSeq, a predicted model, not a curated record